UGCACAGCGAGGAUGCAGGGGAAGGAGACGAGUUUUUGCACGGGAUGCUGGAGACUAACGCUGCUGUCGUGCGUCCUGGUUCUGCACUUGAUCCCGGUGUCUGUCCACGGGAACGUUGUGGGGAUCAAUGCCACUGAGCAGGACAGCGCGGCCAAUGUUACCUCCCUGCUUAAUGAGGCAGAAGGGCCUGUCAACAAGGUCGUCGUCCCGGUAACCAGGAUGAGCAGCUCAGCCAGUCCCGACACUGUAAACCCUGUGACCGUGAGGGCGGGCCGCGUCCCCCGUGCCGGUGAUGAGGAGGAGCAGAGCAGCGGCAUGUUCGGUGAAGCGGUGGUUCCUGUGGUGGAGGAAGUGGGUGUUGCAGCCCCGCCUCAGCUCAGCCCUGAUUCGGCUGAGACGGAGCACCUGCUGCCUAGCAACCCGCGCAAACAGGAAGUCAUGGAGGGCGAGGAGGAGGAGGAUGAAGAGGAAGAGCGUCUGCCACACACUGACCCACCUUGGAUCCAUGCCAAGGACACAGCCGUGUUUGACCUGGACCACCUUUUCACCACCACCGCCCCGCCCUCACCUUCCACCAACCCCUCUAACUUUGACGUCCUCCACGUGGACUUCUUUGACCCUUCCUCUCGCGGACGCAGCCUGGACCUGGCCCCGCCCCCAACUUCAUCACUGGCCCAUGAGCUUCAGGGUGGCGACCCGACCUCCUGGGCGAUGCCGGACAACUACGACUACAUCACGCCCUACGAGGACGGCGUGUCCCCCACCGCCGAUGAGUACACCUACAGCACCACGACUGAUGCCUACGAGAGCGACGAAGACCUCCGGGUGUCUGCUGGGUCUCCAGCUCGCUCCAGGCCCCGAGCCCCAGGAUCAGGCUCCUUAGUCCCAGGGAGCGCAGGAGCUCCGCUACCAAACAUCCCUGUGGCGGCUCCUCCAGCGGCCUCACCUGUGGACGGGUCAGACGGGAAGGGGGGAUGCCGUGUGGGCUACCAGAUGGUGAACGGAAGCUGUCGCUCCCCCUGCGACAUGCUGCCCAACUACUGCUUCAACAACGGACAGUGUUACCUGCUGGAGGGAAUGGGAGUCUUCUGCAGAUGUAAUGUCCAGGAUUACAUCUGGCACAAGGGCGCUCGCUGCGAGUCUGUGGUGACUGAGUUCCAGGUGAUGUGUCUGGCCGUGGGCGCCUCGGCUCUGGUGGUCCUGCUGCUCUUCAUGAUCGUCGUCUGCUUUGCCAAGAAGCUCCACGUGCUCAAGACGGAGAACAAGAAGCUGCGCAAGCGGAGCAGUAAGUACCGGCCUUCAUCGGAGCAGCACAAUGAUAAUUUCUCGCUGUCCACCAUCGCUGAGGGCUCCCACCCAAAUGUAAGGAAACUGUGCGACACCCCUCCUAACGUCCCUCAUGCCCGUGCAUUGGCUUACUAUGAUAACAUUAUCUGUCAGGAUGAUCCUAAUUCCCAGAACAAGCUGGAGGACCCGGUGAAGGCACCGCCCAAGGAGGAUGACUCCCUCAACAUCCACAACUCUCUGACCCCCAAACACGAGAACCACAAGGUCCUGGGCGAGGAGAACUCCUCGGAGGUAAACUCACUGCAGAACAACAUGAUGUGA
Scomber japonicus (chub mackerel) is the source of this 1608-nucleotide messenger RNA. It is a transcript of the gene cspg5a, whose product is annotated as chondroitin sulfate proteoglycan 5a. The transcript is spliced from 5 exons. Bases 13 to 1608 code for a protein of 531 amino acids. NCBI's taxonomy places the organism in Eukaryota, Metazoa, Chordata, Actinopteri, Scombriformes, Scombridae. Gene Ontology annotation, biological process: nervous system development. The record is from RefSeq and is a predicted model, not a curated record.